Corvus hawaiiensis (hawaiian crow) is the source of this 3760-nucleotide messenger RNA. It is a transcript of the gene PDGFB, whose product is annotated as platelet derived growth factor subunit B. Gene Ontology annotation, molecular function: platelet-derived growth factor receptor binding; growth factor activity. Gene Ontology annotation, biological process: positive regulation of ERK1 and ERK2 cascade; positive regulation of protein autophosphorylation; positive regulation of phosphatidylinositol 3-kinase/protein kinase B signal transduction. Gene Ontology annotation, cellular component: membrane. Lineage: Eukaryota; Metazoa; Chordata; Aves; Passeriformes; Corvidae. Bases 849 to 1619 code for a protein of 256 amino acids. The transcript is spliced from 6 exons. The record is from RefSeq and is a predicted model, not a curated record.
CCAGCUUAGUCUCUCUUGCAGCUCGCAGAAAAUAAAGACCUGUCGGCUCUCUCGCCUCUCCUGCAAUUUUACCUUUUCUGCAUUUUUUUUGUUUUUCCUUUCUUGUCGCAACAGAGUGCAGGAGGCAGCAUCAGUGGCUCCACUUUGAGGCUUGUCAAGGCUCAGCGCACGCACGCACACACACUCACAAACCCAGAGCAAAACAUUUGCUCUCACCUGUCUCCAAACCCAAAGCAAACCUCCCGUCCAAGCAAACCGCCAACACUUGGAACGAGAAGGCACCUAAGCCAGAAUCUAAUGUAAGGGGAAGAAAUUAAAUGUACACUGGCAACUUUUCUCUAAAAAGCAAGUGGCCAAAAGGAAGGAAAGGAGCAUUUUAAGAAGAGGACAACUUAAGGAAGAAUUCAUUUUUUGGAUUUCACACCAAACUUUGAAAAGUUUUUUUUCUUUUAGUUCUUAUUCUGUGCACCUUCUUCUAAGAACAUUGAGACAUUGAUACCUGCAUGUAAAAGCUUUUACAUAGAUAUAUAUAUUUUUUUUUUUUUUUUUUUAAAAAGAGGGAAGAAAACCAAGAGGAAGACUAGCAUGUGGACCACCUAGCUGAAGGCACCACUGAAGCAUCCUUUGCGACAAGGGGGACGCAGACUCUGGAUGUGUAUAAUUCCGAGGGACUGCAUUUUUUUCCCACCGGGCUUAUGAGAUAGCGCAGAGCCAGGCGAGUCACCGAGAAUUACUUCUGUCUCCCCUCACCACCACCACCACCACCUCCACGUCCUCUUCCAAGGGCUCCUGCGACUCUCCCACCUCCUCCCGGCUCGCAGGGGACAUGGGAACGCGCGGCGCCCUCGAUGCCUGAGACCGAGCGGCCGCGGGGCUGUCUGCGGGAAGCGCUUCCCUCCCGGGGCUCGCCGUCCAUGUGCCCGCAGCCGGCGGGGCCUGGAGUCGGGAUGAAUUUCGGCGUGGUCUUCGCGUUCAUCCUCUCGCUGCCCCUGGCCCGCAUGGAGGGGGACCCCAUACCCGAAGACAUUUAUGAGAUUUUGGGUGGCGGCUCAGUGCGCUCCAUCAGUGACCUCCAGCGUGCCCUGCGGAUAGACUCCGUAGAGCAGGACAGCUUGAGCCUGAACCUGAAUGCAACUCAGCCCGAUCAAAACCCUGUGGCCCUGUCCCGAGAGCGACGAAGCCUAGAUGCUCUGGCAGCUGCAGAGACAGCUGUCCUCGCGGAGUGCAAGACGCGGGAGGUGGUCUUCGAGAUCUCCCGCAACAUGGUGGACAGCACCAACGCCAACUUCGUGGUGUGGCCGCCCUGUGUGGAGGUGCAGCGCUGCUCCGGGUGCUGCAACAACCGCAACGUGCAGUGCCGCCCCACGCAGAUCCGUGUCCGGCACGUCCAGGUGAAGAAGAUUGAAUUUGUCCAGAGGAAGCCAAAGUUCAAAAACGUCGUUGUGCCUUUGGAGGACCAUGUGCAGUGUCGGUGUGAAGCCGUGUUCCGACCACCCCCCAGGAACAUCCGUCCCGGGCCGCGCGAACAGAGACGUUUAUUUAAUAUAUUUGCUGUAUUGCCCCCAUGGGGUCCUUGGAAUGAUAACUUUUCCUCUUUGUCCAUCUGCCUCGACGUCUGAUUCAGACGGCAAUUGGUGCUUCCCUUUCCAUCAGUGGACCUUCUCCCACCAAAGCCUCCCUUUCAUUUAUUAGCAUAAUUUUAAAGUUUUACACACACACACACAAAAGGACGAGGAUGACCUAUAUAUAUAUAUAUAUAUAUAUAUAUAUAUGAGAAAAGAACAAAGUACAAAUAAAACCGUGAACACCAACAGCCACAACUUGUGAUGAGAACAGGACAAUUUCUUCCCUGCUACAGAGGACAGGAUGGAAAAUGUGAAAAGGAAAGCGGGUCCAAUUUCUUCCAAGGGAAAGAGAAAAACAGAUGGACAGAGGCCGGAAGGGGAAUAUUCUGCCUUUCCCUCGUGCUUCUGGUAAGGCUGGGGGGCCCAGCUGAGAUCUACACUUGCACUGGACCUACCUUUUGGAAACAGGCAAAUCUCAGAUUGCGAGCGGCGACCAAUGAUGGAAAAUGCACUAAGGACUUUUAUCGCCCUACCUGGACAGAUAUAUAUUUUUAACGUGCGUGUGUAUAUUUUAUUUUAAAAAAGAAAACCAAAACCACUAAGGUGUACAACAUCUCGGGGAACAGAGCAAACAAGCAAAGAAACAAAACAAAGAAGCCAAAUGCAUUCCCCCACUCCCUUUCCCCCCCUGCUCCUGGUGCUGACUGGAAGGUGUUUGGAUCGUGGGGAAGGAGCACAUGGUGGCAGAAUCGUCUCCACACCCCCGGCCCCUGCCAAGGGGAGCCAUCUUUGCACAUGCUCGUGGAGAAUUCAACUUUCCAGGCUUGGACUCAAAUUAUUUUUUAAAUUCACUCUGUAUGUGUGCGUGUGUAUACGUGUGUGUGUGUAUAUAUAUAUAUAUAUAUACGUGUGCGUGCGUGUGCGUGUGUAUGUGUAUUUAUACAUACAUAUAUAAAAAUAUAUAUAUAUAUGUUCUUAAAUGGAUUUCAUUCCCCAGUGGCAGGAAGCUCAGAGGCACGUGCAUGCAUUGGCUUCACUGGGCUGGCAGAAAAGCCCAUGGUUGCUGCAACGUGCCUGCGAGGCCGGGGACGGGGCAGGCAGAGGCAUCAUCUGAUCUCUCUCUUUCUUGUUACCCUUUUCUCUCACUCUGCACCACCCCCCCAGCACAACUUCCUUGCAGGAGGUGAAGUGGCACCACAACAACACCAAGGACAGCCAAACUUAGAAGCAUGACUUAAUCUCAGUGAGCUGUCCUUGCCUGCUCUGUGGUCUUGAAAGCAGAAUCAUGUCAUUCCCACGAGGUUUUUAACCCUUUCCUGAAUGUCCUGCAUAUUAUGCCUCCACUAAUCUCUCCCUGCCAACGUCCCCACAUCUCCCAUCAUUUUCCUCACAUUUUCCCACUCAAGCUCCUCCUUGAUCUUUACCCAUUAGAUGUUCCCAGCCCACUUGGAAGUUGAUCCAUGAUGUGGACAGUUCUGUGUCGGUAUAGAGAAAGAAAUGAGGAUGGUCUUCACAGCUGGCAGCCGCCAUCUGAGACAGAAAGGAGCUCUUCUAAGUGAGGAGGACUCAAGAGAACAACUGGAGGGUCAGUUGUAGAGUCCCUCCUGGGCCACUGCCUGUCUUCGAGGAGGGAGGAGGACUGUGUGGGCAGGGGCUGGUUUUGCACAGGUAAUAAUCAGUAACCAUUAGCAGACUUGUUACAUAUGAUGGGAAUUCCCAGCAUCACCUUGGAGUCAGGGUCUUGGAUUGUGCUGUGCUGGGCACUGCAGUUAUACAUGAAGAAAACGCCUGCCCAGAGCAAUCACACGGUGCUUCUCCCCUUGUACACACACACCCCUGUUGUGGGGCAAAACUCUGGAGGGAGAUGGGGCAAGUAGCCAAAGCCACAGCCUGGGAGCUGUUACAAGUUGUGGAGGGACCCAGUCCUCACCUCCCGCAAGCCCAGAGCACUUCUCGUACCACUGCCAAGGCAGCACGUUGCUCCCUCCCUCCGCCCCCAAGCCCUCAAGUCUUAAGACACUUUCUUUUCCUGUUCCAAAAUCUGUUUCUUUUGGUUUGUAAAUAAGGUGAGGUUUUGUUUUAUUUUAUUUUAAAUUUUUUUGCCUUUUUUUAAAUGUAAGAUUAAUUUAUACUCAGUACUGUAUUUAAAGUUGUAAAAAAAAAAAAAAAAGAAAAAAAGGAAAUCACCUCUUGAA